Molecule: messenger RNA, 1457 nt
Organism: Tigriopus californicus
Lineage: Eukaryota; Metazoa; Arthropoda; Copepoda; Harpacticoida; Harpacticidae
Exons: 4
Coding region: 61-1452 (463 amino acids)
Biological process (GO): sodium ion transmembrane transport
Cellular component (GO): membrane
Molecular function (GO): ligand-gated sodium channel activity
Source: RefSeq, a predicted model, not a curated record
UUCAAGGCUCAUGGAUUUAAAAAAGCGAUAUGGCUGUCCUUGGGGUUCUUGGGAGUGAUUAUGACAAUAUAUCAUUCUUAUUCAAUAAUCAUAUCGUAUCUGCGACAUCCCUUUGUAACCAAGUUUUCCAUGAUGCCACAAGACAAAUUGCUGUUCCCGUUUGUGGCCAUAUCGACCACCAGAAAAGUGAAUUGUAAUAAGCUGGAAAAUCUAUUGGAGAAUGUUGAAACCUUGUCCGAUUCUUCGUUUGGAUCAUAUUGUUGGCUCUAUCAUUCCUGCCAGUGUGAAGUCAAUCGGAGCGAUCUUAUCCAGAAGUGUAACACAACAACCAACGGGAAAAUGGUUGAAUGGGGUAACAACUCUGAGCCCAAUGUCGAGCGAUCUUUAAACGAUAUGAGCACCUCCUGGAAAAGCAAAUUCCUCAGUCAUCCAAAAGAUUUUGUGGUCCAGGUCAAGUGGGAUGGAGAAAUUUUCAAAAUGACAAGUGAUUGCUCAAAAGACUUGUUUUGUUUUGGGUAUUACCACAGCUCAUUGCAGUUGCUCGUCAACUAUUAUGGAAUACUAAAAGCUGACAAAAUUGGCAAGGAGCAUUGUUUGGAGAUCUCCUUGAAAGUUCCUUCGGCCAAUCCAGCACGUCAUGGGGUUUUAAACGAUAUGGACGGUUUCAUUGUUGAUUUUGCUCCCCCAAAGUAUAUAUCAGGAGCCAAGCGAAUCAUAGUUCAACCCGGCACCUCAGUUUCAAUGAGUUUGAGGGAGGUUCAACACAAGAAGUUGGCAGCCCCAUUUGAGAGUAAAUGUAUUCAUGCUUGGGAAGAAAGUUUCUUCCAUCUAGUGCCUGAAAUCAUCCGGCAAGUCAUCGCUCAAGGCUUGGUUGGCUAUCACCAGGAGUCUUGCCAUGCCAUCUGUCGAAUGAACCAUUUGGUGGAAAAGUGUAAUUGCACAUGGGCCAGAAUCAGUGUAGUGGAUAUUGAUAAAUCAUACCACAUAACGCCAAAAUGUGAAGAAUACAAAUCAGAUGUUUGGAAUUGCUUAAAAAAGAAUGAUCUCGACUUAAAUGACAGUCGGAAAAUUUGCAAUUGCCAAAUGUCUUGUGAUUUGAUAUCUUAUGAUGUCACUGUCUCAUCCUCAAAAUGGCCAUCCAUGGAAUUUUGGCAAAAUGCGGCCAAAACAUUUGGAGGACUGGACGACAAUUACACAAAGUCAACAAAUCCGAUAAGUCAAACGAUGAUGAAAAAUAACAUAAUGGGAAAAUUGGCUCGGGUUACUAUUUUCUUUGAUUCUAACCAGAGAAUACUUAUCGAGGAGAUCGCCAAAUUCGAAUCAUUUUGGGCCUUUUUUAUCACCUGGGGUGGAGCCAUGUCUAUUUACCUUGGAAUAUCUUUCAUGACACUUGCCGGCUUGAUUUUGUCUUUGUAUGAGAAAAUUGUUCAUUUUUGCGUCAAUUUUGAAUAAAUGUC